Lethenteron reissneri (Far Eastern brook lamprey) is the source of this 8142-nucleotide messenger RNA. Its product is annotated as phosphorylase b kinase regulatory subunit alpha, liver isoform-like. The record is from RefSeq and is a predicted model, not a curated record. Gene Ontology annotation, cellular component: phosphorylase kinase complex. NCBI's taxonomy places the organism in Eukaryota, Metazoa, Chordata, Hyperoartia, Petromyzontiformes, Petromyzontidae. Gene Ontology annotation, biological process: glycogen metabolic process. Gene Ontology annotation, molecular function: calmodulin binding.
GAGGUUCUCGUUACCGGCGGAGUCGGAUUUCUCUGCCUCUCCCCUCAUGUCCUUGUUAUUCUUAGACCCGUCUCCACGCACGUCCACAUCACGCGCGUCAUCCGCUUCUUCCCUUUUAGAACCUCAUUACUCCGCUACUGUAUGCUGCUGCUGCUGCUUCGCGGAUAUAUUAAAGCCGACGGGAGAAAAACACAAAAAAAUAUCGUAGGCCCCACUCGCAUCCCCGGGCUUGCCUAGCUGCCCAGCCGGCCUCCAGCGCGCCCUUUCCCCCAUCGCCGCCGCCUCUUACCCCCCCCCCCCCUCUUCACCGUGGCUCGGCAGACGAGGAGGUGCCUGGCUUGAUCAUGAGGAGCCGGAGCAACUCGGGGGUCCGUCUGGAUGGAUAUGCGCGUCUUGUGCAGCAGACGAUCUUGUGUCACCAGAACGCUGUCACAGGGCUGUUGCCCGCCAGCCCAGAGCAGCCGGAUGCGUGGGUGCGAGACAAUGUGUACUGCAUCUUGGCAGUGUGGGGGCUCGGCAUGGCGUACCGCAAGAACGCCGACCGAGAUGAGGACAAGGCCAAGGCCUAUGAGCUGGAGCAGAGCGUGGUGAAGCUUAUGCGAGGGCUGCUACAGUGCAUGAUGAGACAGGUGGACAAGGUGGAGAAGUUCAAGGUGACCCAGAGCGCCACGGACUGCCUGCAUGCCAAGUACAACACGGCCACGUGCAGCACGGUGGUUGGGGAUGACCAGUGGGGUCACCUGCAGGUGGACGCCACCUCCCUCUACCUGCUCAUCCUCGCUCAGAUGACUGCUUCAGGACUGAGAAUUAUUUUCACACUGGAUGAAGUGGCCUUCAUACAGAACCUGGUGUUUUACAUUGAGGCAGCAUACAAAGUGGCGGAUUAUGGGAUGUGGGAGAGAGGUGACAAGACCAACCAAGGCAUCCCUGAGCUCAAUGCCAGCUCCAUUGGCACUGCCAAGGCUGCGCUGGAGGCCAUCGACGAGUUGGAUUUGUUUGGAGCACAUGGGGGCCCCAAGUCCAUCAUCCAUGUGCUUCCUGACGAAGUCCAGCACUGCCAGUCGAUCCUGCACUCCAUGCUGCCACGGGCGUCCACGUCCAAAGAAAUCGAUGCGGGGCUGCUUUCCAUCAUUUCCUACCCCGCGUUCGCCGUCGAGGACAUAGACCUUGUGAUGAUCACCAAGGAUGAGAUCACCUCCAAGUUGCAGGGCCGCUAUGGUUGUUGUCGCUUCCUCAGAGACGGACACAAAACCCCGCGAGAGGACCCAAGCCGUCUGUACUACGAGCCUGCCGAGCUCAAGCUGUUUGAGAACAUUGAGUGCGAGUGGCCAGUGUUCUGGACAUACUUCAUCAUCGACGGCGUCUUCAUGAACAACCACGAGCAGGUUGAGGAGUAUCGAGAAGCCUUGGAGGCCAUCCUCGUCCGAGGGAAGAACGGGCUGCGGUAUCUGCCGGAGCUGUACUGCGUACCCCCUGACAAGAUGGAGGAGGAGUACCGCAAGCCGCACACGGUGGACCGGGUUUCUGCUGGGAAGCUGCCGCACAUGUGGGGGCAGUCUCUGUAUAUCCUCAGCAGCCUGCUGGCAGAGGGAUUCCUGGCUCCCGGUGAAAUCGACCCUCUCAACAGACGCCUGUCGACUAUUCCCAAGCCAGAUGUCGUCGUGCAAGUGGCAGUCCUGGCCGAGACGAAUGAGAUCAAGGAGAUCCUGCAGAGCCACGGCUUCAUGGUGGAGACCACGGCAGACGUCCACCCAAUCCGCGUGCAGCCAGCGCGCAUCCUUAGCCACAUCUAUGCCCGUCUGGGCCGCAACAAGAAGCUGAAGCUGUCUGGCCGCCCGUACCAUCACAUUGGCGUCCUGGGAACAUCUAAGCUCUACGUCAUCCGCAACAACAUCUUCGCCUUCACUCCCCAGUUCAUAGAUGAGCAGCAGUUCUACCUGGCCUUGGACAGCCGCAUGAUCGUGGAGAUGCUGCGCACGGAUCUGUCGUACCUGUGUUCACGCUGGCGCAUGACUGGGAGGCCCACUGUCACGUUCCCCGUCACGCACACCAUGCUCACGGAGAACGGCAAGGAGGUUGACCCUGCCGUGUUGGCCACCUUGAGGAAACUCCAAGACGGCUAUUUUGCCGGAGCGAGGGUGCAGGCAGGCAGGUUGUCGGAGUUUCUGACCACCUCUUGUUACACAGCCCUGAGCUUCAUGGACCCCGGUCCUGACGGUAAGAUGUUUGACGAUGACUCUGACGAUGUCAGCACGGUGCAGCACGCAUGCAGCGGCAGUGGCCACUGGCGGCGCGGCAGCUCCUCCCGCCUGCACGCAAGCCCCGCUCCGCCAAGCUGCUGUGACUCAGAUGAAACGGACGAGCACGACGAGCUGUCCGUGUAUCUACGUCACCUCAUCGACAGCUCGGGGCCCAAGUCGCGCCUGCCACCCACAGCCGGCGGCAAGGCCGGGCCGCAGAGGUUCCGCGCCGCCGCAUACACGAUGCGCGACAUCGUCAGCCUGGUGUCGCACGCCCGCGGUCUCGACGUGCCCAAUGUGUCGAUGUACCUGCCCACGAAUGUGCUUGUUGGACCCAGAGCAACGCCAAACCUUGUGGAGGUUCCACCACCGGCACAGGAUGAGAAGGAGGCCCUGCACCACGUGCGAGGCACCAUCGAGAUGCCGCGCGACGCGCACGGCAGCAUCGACGUGCAGGCGCUUGUGGAACAGCUCAAGGAGUGCCCCAGCCUGCACGACCAAGUGGACAUCCUCUACAUCCUCUUCGUGGUCAAGGGUGCGGAUUGGGACACGCGCAUCUCGGGCCACGACGGCACAACCGUGCGGGACCUGCUGAGCGAGGUCUAUCGCAAGGCUGGAUCCAGCCAGCAGUGGGCGCUCAUCCGGUACAUCUCGGGCAUGUUGCGCAAGAAGGUGGAGGUCCUCGCUGAGGCCGCGACAGACUUGCUGUCUCAUCAGAAGCAGCUGACGGUUGGACUCCCUCCUGAGCCACGGGAGAAGACAAUCACGACGCCUCUCCCUCCCGAUGAAUUCACAAAGCUGAUAUACGAGGCGUGCGGUCAAGACAUCAGCAUCGCCGUCCUCACCCAGGAGAUCAUUGUGUACCUGGCGAUGUACGUGCGGACUCAGCCCAGCCUCUUUGUGGAAAUGCUCCGGCUGAGGAUCGGCCUCAUCAUCCAGGUCAUGGCCACGGAGCUCGCUCGCAGCCUCAAGUGCUCCGGAGAGGAGGCCUCCGAGAGCCUCAUGAACCUCAGCCCAUCCGACAUGAAGAAUCUCCUGCACCACAUCCUGAGUGGCAAGGAGUUUGGCGUAGAGCGCAGCGUGCGCUCGGUGCAGUCGUCGGCCGUCUCCAGCCCGGGAAUCUCCAUCCGAGGGGUGGACCACACAGGCGCCACCAAGACUGAGCGAGCUGGCAUCAGCAAGCUGAAGAGCCAGAUGAAGCAGUCCACUUGGUUUGGUCAGUCGUUUGCCGGUGGUGAUGCCUACUCCCCCCAAUCGACGCACGCGAGCACGCCGUCGAGCCCCACGGCGACGGGAGAGACGUCACCGCUGGGCGCCGUGCUGGAGCAGCCAGCGUGGUAUGACCGCCAGGGCCAGUGGCUGCGACGCCGGCGUCUCGACGGCGCGCUCAACCGUGUGCCCAUCGGCUUCUACCAGAAGGUCUGGAAGGUCCUGGAGAAGUGUCACGGUCUCUCCAUUGAUGGAUUUGUGCUGCCUUCCUCUGCUACAAGAGAGAUGACGCCGGGAGAGCUGAAGUUUGCGGUGCACGUGGAGUCGGUGCUGAACCGCGUGCCGCAGCCUGAGUACCGGCAGCUGCUGGUGGAGGCCAUCCUGGUGCUCACACUGCUCAGCGACAUGGAUAUCCACACGCUGGGUGGGAUUAUCCACAUCGACCGCAUCGUGCACAUCGCCAACGAGUUCUUCAUCAGUGACCAGAGGUCUCUGGGUGCUGACGACAACAUGCUGGCCAUGGACCCGAACACGAAGAUCUGCCACCUGCUGUACGACAGCGCUCCGAGUGGGCGCUAUGGCAGCAUGACGUACCUGUCCAAGGCGGUGGCGACAUACGUGCAGGACUUCCUGCCCAGCGCUGGCUGCUUCGUGCAGUGACAAGUGCCGCCCCUCCCCCCGAGACCUCGGCUGCAGUCGUAACGUUGAGCUCCGUAGGUUUGUUUUUCGUCGAGUGAAAAAAUGUGCUGCUUGGUGUUUAAGCAUUUCAUUUGCAGAUUUAAUAAUUUAUUGUUACUUUCGUUUUUUUUUAUUGACGGUGACAUCCGAAACGGUACGUUUGUCACACCACGCACGGUCGAAUUAACAUUACGCAUGGGUGCGCUGACCACAAACAGCAGGAAGGCACGACUCCCCAUCACGCCUUGCACGCUUGGCAUGUGACCGCCACAUUGUAUGCGCAAUUCUCACGGCCUUGUCUCAGCCUCUUCGGCGCGAGUCGCGUGUGCGAGCCGCAUGUACGAGCUUGUGUGCGGAUGAGAAUUGUGUGUCGCCUUCCUGCCAUUUGUGAGCAUCACCGUAACCUUUGCGAGUUGCUUUUUCUGUUUGUUUCCAGCCUACAUGUGCUGAUGUCGAUUGAGACUAUUGCAUUUGUGAAUGUUAUAUCUGCAGGUAUCGCAAAUCCCAGUAACAUUGAGCUAUCUAACCCUAGACACGUGUAACGCUUUACAUGUUAAUUAAUUAAAAUUGGUUCUUAAAACAAUAUGCAAACUCCGUGCAAUCGUGGUACCAUUAGACGAAUGGAACGGACAUGACAACACAGAAUGUGACAGUUGUACAAAGUCCUCUUUUGCGUGACAAAAGAGUUGACUUUCGAGUUAUUGGGAAUUUCAUUGAACCACAUGAGGAGUGAAUCUUUGCAAUCCUGGACAAGGAUGCGUGGGGGGCAUUGCUCGGCUCUCAUGAGUACAGGCAGCAAGGGGUCAUUGUUUCAGGAGUGUUUGAUUUGUAAGCGAAAUAGACGUGUGCAGGUUUUGAUGUCAAAAGGGCCUGGAAGAAGGUACAUUUGUUUACUGUGUUAUUGUUACAUAUAGACAUCAUUUCUAUCUUACGUGUAACAUAAUGAUUAUUUGUUGGCCGACUGUGUGCCCCUCCUGUUGUGUAAAAAAGCAAGGUUCUCUGGGGUGGUGUGUGAUUUGUGUUUCUGCUCACCUGUUGCCCCGAAAACCAUGCAUGUGCACGUGAACUUUAUGCGAUGUUCGAGUGGAAAUUGACAAAUUAUUUGCUCAACUUUUUACUCGCCACUUGCACUUUCCUGUCUCACGGUGGAAGUACCGAGGCUGCGAGUUGCACAGCUGGAGUUAUGGGUCGAUGAGUGUACACAAAUGCUAAUAAAAAAUAUAUCCUCUGCGCAUCGCCAUUCAUGUGGAGGAGUGGUAGCUCAGUGAUUCAUGUGCUGUUUUGCAGUCUCGGGGAACCAGGUUAAAUUCCCUCUGGUAAUCUCGUCAAAAUGUUACCUCGCCUACACCUUCCACAGUUUGACUGUGUUAAACGAGUACCUGGUGCGCAAUGCUGUGGCUUCAUUCUCAACGCAGAGAAGAAUCGGGUUGCUCGGCAUGCCGCAGUAUGAGCUGCACCUAUUUGAGGGUGCCGCUGGGCGUUAUGGUUGUUUUGCCUUCGCUUGUCCUGAAUGUUUGUGACGCUGAGUGAAGGCUCUUUUGGUGUUGUCUGUAUGCGUAUUGUGUGCAAAGGUUUCGGCACUCUCACUUCGGACGUGCUUGAUAUCGUCAGUGACUGGAGCACGUCAGUGUAAUAGGCCACAGGGCUUAUGGAAAUGGGCAUUGCUAUGUGCCAAUUCUGCAGUCGCAUCCAAACAUAAACUGGAUCUUUCUCUAGCUCCGUGUUAAAAUCGCAGAACUAAAUACUGUAACGAGUUGGAACUAGAGUGAGUUCAUAUUAAUUUUGUUCACCAAUUACUACAUCGUCCGUAUAGGCCUGGUUCCAGCUCAUCAUAUAUAUAUAACGAUGACUUUCCGCUAAGAAAAGUGAACUUGGGUUUGUUGAAGGUGUAUUUGGUGGUGCAGCACAUAUCCCAGCACCCCACGAGUGCCAGCCCCAUGUUGCUACAGGCUUUGAUUGUAUGUGUACGAAUGUUACAUGUCUUGGCAAUGAUUUCCCAUGGGCUGGGCUUGUUUAUACAUUUGCUGCAGUUUAAAUUAUUGAUUACGUCUGAUAAUGUAGCUGACAGUGGUGCUAUGUUCAUCGACUAAAAAGUAAGUUUAAACAUCUUGACUUAAAGCUUUCGUGACCGCAGGAAUUCGUAUUAUUUGGGUCUUUCGGUAAAGUCACAUAGAUAGGUUCAAAUUAAUAAAAAAUAAAAUUAACAAAAAACUACGACGUUUCGAUCGCAACACAAGCGGUCUCGUCAUCAAGCGCCUGAUGACGACCCAAAGAAUAAGUUUAAACAUUUGAAAUUCUGUAACUUGCUAAAUUGGAUAAAUCAUAUCCUACAACUAAUUUAACCAUUACAAAACAGCCAAUGGAACAAUAUAGAAAGGGAGGAAUUAUCCUUACAGAUAUUUCUGACUAAAAUGUGUAAAUUAGUUCUGCGGUUAGUGUCUGGCGCAGAAGUUGAGGUGCUACGCUAUGAGCCCCUGCAAUUUUGAUUGAUUUACAGACACCGUGAGUAUGACAUUUAAACUGAAUGACAUUUCAACUCAAUCUGCCACCCCACCUUCACCACCCCACACUUACCAUAAUGGUGAUGUAUGUUAAACAAAAAAAAUCCCAUUAUCAACAAGGCAUGGGGAGGCGUUAACUAAGCAAUUUAUUGGCAAAAGCCCAAAAUAUACAACUUUUGGUGAAAUUUAUGAGAAGCGUUUCAGUUUUCCAACGAUUGUGAUUGUAAAAAAUGUAAUUAUGCAGGACGAUGAAUGAUGCGGAGAGCGAGCACUUUUGAAGGUUACGACGGGGUUGUUUUUAAGCACUUAAGAGACAUGCUCGUCAGCGUUCAGCUGCGUGAGUUGGCCCUAUUUGUAGUUUAAUAGAUGGCGCUGUUAAAGCAUGUGGAUGCAAGUCGAUGCAAUUUGCCGUGAUUACAAUAAUUACAUUUAUAUAGCAUGUUUAAUCAAGGAUCUCGAAGUGCUGUACAGGACACAGCAGCAGCAGACAGCAUAAUAAUAUAAAUACAUUUAACAAAAAAAUGUAAUACGAUGUAUGCAGUCACUUGUUUCAUUCGCCGAGUCUGAUUUCGUUUCAACAUUGCAACUCGCUCGCAUUAUUCGUGUUCACGUUUCCAUGUGCACGUUUGUGCAAAUUAUUUUUUCUCCACAUUUCAAAAGCACGCACGAGGAGACACGUAAACGGGGCAUCUCCUCUGCACACCGCCCCCUUAUCCCUUAACAAUGUUUUGAGUUGCAACGCCUCGUUCGGGGAUGGAAUUGCCCACUAUCUGCACCUCCUGGGGCGUUGGAAAUAAAUAAAUAAACACGCAGAUAUUUACAGUACAUGACCGAAUUGCGUCUAAAACCCAAUAGUUUGAUGUUUAACACAGUAGUAGUAGGCUUUCGCGAUCAACGUGCAUAAGAGGUUAUAUAUGUCGGUAAACCCGCCACCUCCCGAAACAGCGAAUUAGUAAGGUUUUUUCACGUAAACAAAACAUGCAAAUUCGUUACGACCUACAAUAUUUACAAUUCGAGUACGACGUUUUGCCAGUAAUUACAACUUGCAUCAUCAGGCGACAGCCAUAGUUGUGGAGAAAUCCUGUUUCGGUCUUAAAUAGAGAGGUGCGGGGGGGGGUAAUGUGUUCAUAUAAAUUACAAUGGACCAAUUACCGGUUGGGUUAUUCAUGUGCAUGCGCAAUGCACAUACAUUAUGCACGCACACCAUGCAUGCGCAUCCUGGGGUUGAUGUUGCUGACUUGUGGAAACCCCCCCCCCCACCACCUCUGCCCUCUAUGGCAAACGAUCUCAUCACCAGCACAACGCUGCUGUUGAUUCGUGUGAUCCAAGCUUUUCAUAACUCUCCAAGACCAGAAAAAGUACAUGGAAGCCGCUGGGCGAACCUCUUUAUUAAAAGCGAGUGAUAAUAAUGACGAACCGUUUUACGUUUGCCUGUACACAACUCACUCCCUGUACGAUGUAUUGUUUUCCUUGACCUGCAGUUUUUCUCCAAUUAAAACAUUACUUUGCUGACA